AUGGCAUGUCUUGAUAAGAACGCGCAAGAGUCCACAUUCGUACCUGAGUAUCACCGACUGUUCCAUUUUCUAAGACUGAUAAUGAGCAAUCCAGAGGAAUAUACCAUUGGAUGGAUCUCCGCCAUCACCACCGAGUACGUUGCUGCUCAAGCACUGCUCGACGAAAGGCACGAUGCCCCCACCCAUUUAUCACCCCAAAACAGAAACGACUACACCCUGGGUAGAAUAGGGAAGCAUAAUGUGGCCAUUGCAACUUUACCGAUGGGAGAGUAUGGUACAAUCUCAGCAGCCCUGGUUGCCGACAGUAUGAUGCAAAGCUUCCCCAAUAUUCGCAUUGUCCUAAUGGUCGGCAUCGGGGGCGGCGUCCCAAGCCGAAAACACGAUAUUCGGCUUGGGGACGUUGUGGUCAGCGUCCCUAGCGACGGCAGAGGUGGUGUUGUUCAGUACGACUUCGGCAAGGCAAUUCAGGGUCAGAAAUUCAAACCCACAGGGUUCCUUGGUCAACCUCCCACGGUUCUCCGUACUGCGCUCAACGGACUUAAAGCUUACUACGAAGCCGAAGGACAUCAAAUUAAAGAUACAAUCAACGCUAUUCUUGAGAAGAAACCCCGCCUACGGAAGAACUAUCGAGAACCAGAUCUAGCCAGCGAUCGCUUAUAUCAAAGCCACAUCCUUCACCCAGUCGACGGGGACCUGCCCUGCGAUUCAAAUUGCAGUAAUGACCUCUUAGUCUCUCGGCCUCCGCGAACAGAAGAGGAUGAUAAUCCCGAAAUUCAUUAUGGCCUCAUCGCAUCAGCAAAUCGUCUGAUGAAGGAUGCGUUGGUUCGCGACCAGCUAGCUGCGCAAAUGGAUGUUCUCUGUUUUGAGAUGGAAGCAGCUGGAUUGAUGAACAACUUCCCUUGUCUUGUCAUCCGUGGCAUUUGCGAUUAUUCUGAUUCGCAUAAAAACAAAGUCUGGCAAGGGUAUGCGGCCAUGACAGCCGCAGCGUAUGCCAAAGAUCUUUUGAAUCGAAUUGCCCCGUGGCAUGUGGAGCAGGAGGCUAAGAUUGUCAACAUCAUCAAAGAGGGGGAUCACCACACAAAUGUUCAAUUUUCAGGGGCAAAUCAUGGACUUCAGGUUGGCCUGAAUUAUGGCGAGGUUAACUCUCGCUUCGGACAAUCGAAUUAG
This is a messenger RNA of Penicillium salamii, 1167 nucleotides long. The record is from the annotation of a GenBank genome assembly. NCBI's taxonomy places the organism in Eukaryota, Fungi, Ascomycota, Eurotiomycetes, Eurotiales, Aspergillaceae.